Messenger RNA from Cuscuta europaea, 829 nucleotides. NCBI's taxonomy places the organism in Eukaryota, Viridiplantae, Streptophyta, Magnoliopsida, Solanales, Convolvulaceae. The record is from the annotation of a GenBank genome assembly.
CUUAUUGUUUGUAUUGUUACCUUUUCAAACUCAAGAAAGGGAAACAAUCAGGAGGAGAUGUGUUUGUUUCGGAGGGAUUUAGCUGUUGGAAAGAUAAGGCCAAACUCAAUGUUCAUGUUGGAAAGCAUGAUAGUGAGCACAAUCAAGCUCGAAUGAGGUGUGAUGCAUUGAUGAACCAAGAUGCACAUAUUGAGACAAUUUUGGACAAUCAAUCAAUGCAGACAAAGCAUGAUUAUCGCAUUCGACUGACAAUCUCUCUUGAUUGUGUGCGGUACUUGUUGAGGUUGGGGUUACCUUUCCGCGGUCAUGACGAAUCUGAAGACUCUCUAAACCCAGCGCUUGAAAGUGGCAAAAUUUCAUGUGGAAGGGGUCUUCACCAAGAAUCUUGCCUUCAGCGCGCGGGUGAUACACGUUGGGGUUCACAUUAUAGAUCUUUGGUGAGCUUGAUUUCAAUGUUUUCUGCUGUUGGUGAUGCUCUUGAUGUGAUAAACGAUGAUGACGUAACUACGUCUAUGCAAAAGGUGGAGAUAGAGUAUUUACUCAAGAUGAUGCAUUGCUUUGAUUUUGUUCUAAAUUUGCAUAUGAUGAAAUUUAUUUUGGAAAUAUCAAAUGAGUUGUCUCAUGCUUUACAAAGGCGUGACCAAGAUAUUGUCAAUGCAAUGGAUCUUGUUAGAGUUUGCAAGUACAGACUUCAAGCUGCUAGAGAUGACAGAUGGGAUUCAUUGUUUGAGGAGGUUUGUAAUUUUUGUGAUCAACAUUCUAUUGAUAUCCCAAACAUGAAUGACACAUUCAUCCAUUUUGAUUCUCGAGGUCGCCCCGUACGUAAAGG